AGAUAAAUAAAUAAAGUCGCAUCUGUAAUUUCAUCAUACAAGAUUAUUAAAUGAUUGUGUACAUGAAUUCAUCCUGACCAUUAUUUUCUGAUCAAUUAGUGAAUCUCAAAAGUUAAGCUAUGAGAAAACGUUUUAUUAUUUGUGAGGCUCAACUCCUUAUUGAUGCUCUCUUUUGUAAUUGUGGACGAAAUCAAAAGUCAUAAUAAACAGACAUCAAAAACUUGAAUGAUAUUUCAUGAUUGACCAAUCUAAUUGUUCAGGUCAUGGGGGGUUUGACAAUGGUGUUUGCUUUUGUGAGAUUGAAUAUUCUGGUCAAACAUGUGAAAGGCCAAAUUACAGUUACUACCUUGCUUUGUCAACCAUUUAUUACUUAAUCUGCAUAGCUUCAUUUAUUCAGUUGAUCCUUUGUAUCAAUUCAGAGUUCAAGAGAAUAAAGCCUCCAUCGAUUAUCAGAAGCUUUAAAAUAACGACACAAAAAGCUCUAUACUUCUUCAUUUGUGUUGCCACCAUAAUCAGAGGAUUUUAUUUUUCAUCACCAACAAAUCCUUCUCUUCAUUGGGCUAAUGGUUUAAUGAAUGCUUACUAUCCUGUAGUUCUCAGUGGAUCAUCUUUAGUUGUCUGUUUUUGGGCUGAGAUUUUCCAUUUGUAUGGCGUUAAUGUUUUAAGACCAAGUUUUCUAAGCAAAUCGUUUUCUGGAUUUGUCUUUUUCAACAUUGUUUCUUAUUCUCUACUCAUUACUGAACUGUUACUUUUCCAGUUUUCGGACAAUCAUGAUAUCGAUAAGAGUAUGUUCAUGCGGGUAUUUAAUAGCAUUUAUGCAGUUCUCAUGUUGUUGGUGGUUAUAUUUUUCCUCAUUUACGGAGUUGAAGUUUAUUUUAAAGUCAGAGGAGCAUUCAUUCAAGGAGAAAGUUGCCCUGCAAACUUAUCGCAGCUUAAACAAUCUCGCUUCGGUUUGAUUUCUUAUGCAACGAUGUUACUUGUAACUGUUGUUUUCCUCUUCUCUGAAGUUCUUGGCGAAAUUUGGAAAGAAAAAGUUCCAAUAAUCGGUCGAAAUGCAUAUUUAAUAAUCUUUAGACUUUGCGAAGUUGGUAUCGCUCUUUGGUAUCCAUGUGUAUUAUGGAAUUGUGUCAGACCUGAAAGGCUUUGGAUCCUCAACCCGAGACGUAUUCUCAAAACCGAUGCAAGUGACUUGUCUUUGGACGACCUAAGAUCCAUCGAGACUGGAGCAGCUUUAUUGGUUGAUGGCACAAACAAUAAUUUGAUGAGUAAAAAUCACAGCAACUCAUCUAGGUCUAUUGAUUGUUGGAUUUGUUAUGAUGAUGAAUGUAAAGAUGUCGGCCCGCUUAUUCAACCAUGCUUGUGUAAAGGUGAUGUCUCUGCUGUUCAUCAUGAUUGUCUCAAAAGAUGGCUCAUGGAGUCACAUUCUAGUCCAGAAAAUGUACAUUGUAAGGUUUGUAAAGAACCUUAUCUUAUAGAGCGAGGAGUAAUCUGGUUGCCAUCAGGUUUGACAAUUAACCAUUGGCUACAAACUGGUGUAAUUGCCAUUUUAAUGGCUAUAACUAUUGCUGGUUCUUAUAUUAUGGUCAGACUUUUUCACCAUGCAGGUGCAAGAAUAAUGUCUGUUGGAUUUGCGAUUCUCAUUGAGUAUAUUUGUUUGAGAUUUCUUGGAUUCAAUAUUCUCUCAGCUUACCAAAGGGCUAAAUUUGCUGCAGUGAAAAUAAUUAGUCGAUCCAUCGAUGAUUAGAUUACAACUAUUCUUUGAUGUUUUGAAAUCAAAAUAAUCAAAGCAACAAUGGAUUAACUACCAUUAGUCAUUCCAAAAUGAAAUCUAUUUUGAUGUUGAAAGAGCAAUAAUUUGCUAUCAAAAAAUUCAGACCAAUAUCUUCCAUUAUCUCUAUGAGUUAUACAAAUCAAAUACGAAAUACAAAAAAUGUAUUUUGAUUUACUAUUUUCAUUGUAAUUUCCAGUUUUAUUGCUCGCCUUUAUCCAGAAAGCUCGACAAACUAUAAUGUUCAUUUUCUUAAUAUUCCAAUCAUAUUUUAAAUAUUAUCAUAAUGCCUCAAUUUUUCAUGAAUAUCAUCUCCAAUUUUCACUGUCUUCUCCAUUUCUCAAAGCUGUCUCCGUCAACAACAAUUUACUGUAAUAAACUAGUCACUUUAUUUUAGACACAAAUUACUUGUGUUUGAAUCAAAUAAAUAAAUCUGAUACUUCUAGUGAUUCUGAAA
This is a messenger RNA of Tetranychus urticae (two-spotted spider mite), 2225 nucleotides long. RefSeq lists its product as uncharacterized. Gene Ontology annotation, molecular function: zinc ion binding. The record is from RefSeq and is a predicted model, not a curated record. NCBI's taxonomy places the organism in Eukaryota, Metazoa, Arthropoda, Arachnida, Trombidiformes, Tetranychidae.